ACGGACUCGAAUCCGGUGCUCCGCCUCCGUUACGCCGCCGCGCGUUCUGCCCACCGCGGCUGCGUUCCGGUCACCGCCACGCGCCGCAGCGGAAGCGCGGCGGCGGAGCCGCUCCACUCUGUCCCGCAUUGCGGCGCUUUACCACUGUAAAAAGCUCGCGGAGUGCUUGAGCUCCCUGUUUGAGCUCUCUUCGUCGUUCCUCGAGCAGUGUUCGUGUGGACCCUUAGGGUUCCUUCGACAUUAAUUAGGGCUUUAAUUGAGAUUAAGAGGAAGGAUCUCAAAUCUAUGGCGGGGAUAAAAGACAUGUAAUUUCCGAUAUUCUUAGCAACAGCUCCGUUAGCAUUGUACUCUCAGUUAGUUCCAUUACAACAAGCGAAACAUGAGCAGUAAAAUGUUAACUAUUUAGAAAGACCCAAUGUGACACAAUAUGCACAUAAAAGGGGAGUCAUCAGAUAUUUUGAGAGCGAGUGUUUCUAGUGCUCCUAGCACAUCCAGUCAUGGUUCUAUACAAGAUGACUGCGAAUCUCUAGGAGAUGUAUAUGUGUGGGGUGAGGUUUUCUGUAAUAGUUCCACUGGGAAUAUUUCUAACAAAAUUAGCAGUUCUACCUGUUGUAGAGCAGAUUUCCUUUUACCUAAGCCCUUGGAAUCAAACUUACUUCUAGACGUCCACCACGUGGCCUGUGGAGUACAUCACGCUGCCCUUGUUACAAAACAAGGAGAGGUCUUUACAUGGGGUGAAGAAUUUGGCGGCUGUCUUGGCCAGGGAGUUAGAAGUGAUGUUAUUCACCCUCAUCUGGUUGAAUCGUUAUCGGACUGUAAUGUAGAGAUUGUUGCUUGCGGAGAAUUCCACACUUGUGCUGUUACCAUAACUGGUGAACUUUAUACUUGGGGAGAUGGAACGCACAAUCUAGGGCUAUUGGGUCAUGGUACUAAUAUAAGCCAUUGGAUACCCAAGAGAGUUUCAGGACCACUUGAUGGGCUUCAUGUUGCUUAUGUUACAUGUGGCACCUGGCAUACAGCCUUGAUCACUUCAACUUGGCGACUAUUCACUUUUGGCGAUGGAACUUUUGGUGCUUUAGGUCAUGGAAGCCAAGAAAGUAUUUUGUAUCCAAAAGAAGUAGAAUAUUUUAUGGGUUUGAAGACGAUUUCCGUUGCCUGUGGUGUAUGGCACACUGCUGCCGUUGUAGAGGGUAUAAGUACUAAUUCCGGUGUGAAUUUUUCAUCUGGAAAGUUGUUUACUUGGGGAGAUGGAGACAAGUACCGCCUCGGCCAUGGCGACAGGGAGCCACGGUUUAAGCCUACUUGUGUUGCUUCAAUAGUUGACUGCGAUUUUCACAAGGUAGCUUGUGGGCAUAAUCUCACUAUUGGGUUGACAACUUAUGGACAAGUCUUUACCAUGGGCAGUGCUGUUUAUGGGCAGCUUGGAGACCCCUGUUCUGAUGGGAAGCUCCCUUGUUUAGUCGAAGAUGAGCUUCUUGGGGAAGCUGUUGCAGAAAUUGCUUGUGGCUCACACCAUGUUGCAGUUUUGACAACUAAGAGUGAAGUUUUUACAUGGGGAAGAGGAGCCAAUGGGAGGUUGGGCCAUGGCGAUAUUGAAGAUAGGAAAACACCUAUAAAAGUUGAGGCUUUGAGGGAUAGAUCUGUUAGAUAUAUAGCUUGUGGUGCAAACUUCACUGUUGCUAUUUGCCAACACAAAUGGGUUUCAGGUUCAGAGCAGUCUCGGUGCGGCUUAUGUGGACAGCCAUUUGGGUUUACUCGAAAGAGGCAUAAUUGCUACAACUGCGGACUUGUCUACUGCCAUCCAUGCACCUCCAAUAAGUCUUUUAGAGCAGCUUUGUCUCCUAACCCUGGAAAACCAUAUCGUGUUUGUGACUCUUGUUAUGUAAAAUUGAAUAAAGUAGUGGCCUUUGGUGGAACUUUCAAUAACAAGAAAGAUGCUACUCCUUACAUCUCAAGCAAAGAGAGGCUUGACAAAGAUUAUGUGAUGAAGAAUUUGGAUAUGAAGGCAGCUAAAAGUUGGAAGAGAACUAUUAUCCUGGUUCCUCAAAUUAGUUCAGUGUUGCAACUAAAAGACAUAGUUUUUGCAGGUGGAAUUGAUUCAAAAAUUGCGGAUUCGAAAGCAGUUUGGACACUGGUUGGUCAAUCUGUAAAUUCUUCAAGAGCUGUUUCGCCCUUCUCACAAAAUCCUAGCCCUGUGCGUUCUGCAACACCAGUUCCCUUGAAUGAAGACCUUUCUUUCUAUAAAAGUGCCGCUGAUAAUCUUAAAAAAGCAAAUGAGCUCCUGGAGCAAGAAAUCAAAAAAUUGCAAGCUCAGGUUGAUAUUUUGAGACACCGUUGUGAUCUUCAAGAAAUUGAGUUGGAGAAAUCAGCAAAGAAAGCCCAAGAGGCUAUGGUGGUGGCUGCAGAGGAAUCUGCUAAAUCCAAUGCUGCGAAAGAAGUUAUAAAAUCCCUAACAAUACAGCUUAAAGAUAUGGCAGAAAGAUCGCCUCAAGGUGUUGUCGAAGGUAAGGAGAGAAAAUCAAGCAUGGAGGCAUAUAAUACUCAUCACGCUAGUAUGAACAGAUCGAUCCAAACAAUGAUUCAAAAUGGAGUAGACGAACAAAUGAAGGGUAGUGAGUCCAAUGGUGACAAAGAGAUGCUAAAAUUAGACAGUCCUGCAGAUGACAAUGUUUGCAGGGAAGCUAAGUUCACUAAAGACGGUGAAAAUGGUUCCAAGUCUCAAAGCUCAAUUUCAACUAGUAAUCAAGUCGGGGCAGAGUGGAUCGAACAGUAUGAAUCGGGCGUAUAUAUUACUCUCUCGGCCCUACAUGAUGGAACUCGGGAUAUUAAGAGGGUUCGUUUCAGUCGAAGAAGAUUUAAAGAGCAGCAAGCGGAAGUGUGGUGGUCUGAGAACCGCAAAAAGGUUUUCGAGAGAUACAAUGCUCGUGGGUCCUGCACGGCCUCAUCGAUGGCCUGAGGCUCGCCAAGUUGGAGUCAUCUUCAAUAAUGCAGGUGAUGUACAUGAACUACAUGCUGCGGCAACAAUAAGGAAGAUGGGAUAAAAGGAUAAGCUCGUAACAGCAAACUCGGUUGCUUUCCCGCGUUUUUCUCCUCCCUUCUCUCUCGGUUUGUUGCGUCU
Messenger RNA from Ananas comosus (pineapple), 3118 nucleotides. RefSeq names its product probable E3 ubiquitin-protein ligase HERC2. Lineage: Eukaryota; Viridiplantae; Streptophyta; Magnoliopsida; Poales; Bromeliaceae. The transcript has 7 exons. Gene Ontology annotation, molecular function: metal ion binding. The record is from RefSeq and is a predicted model, not a curated record. Bases 428 to 2956 code for a protein of 842 amino acids.